This is a messenger RNA of Oryctolagus cuniculus (rabbit), 2579 nucleotides long. The record is from RefSeq and is a predicted model, not a curated record. Lineage: Eukaryota; Metazoa; Chordata; Mammalia; Lagomorpha; Leporidae.
CCACAGUACCUGGGUUACUGCCUGAUUGAAUACCUGAGAAGAGGUUCCGUGCCCUCUGCAAUGGAUGAUGGCCACUUUCUUUGGCAACCACACUGCCUCCAGAAUGGCUAAGAUCUUGGACACAGUUUUGAUCUGCCUUUCCCCAGAUGCAAAAGGGUGAAUCAUGUCUACGAAGGCCAGCAGGACUGAAUCCAGAAAGAGAAGAGAAUCGAAAAAGGAUAGUUCAUGGGCUGAAAAAAUCUUCAACCACAAAUCCUAUAUCACCUUCCUUACUGGCUGCUACAGUUGCCACUGGAAAUUCAGACAGUGGGAAAAAACCAAACUUGGAUCGUGUUGCUGUUCUCGGACAGAGCAAGUCUGUUGUGUUAUCCUGGUCAUUUCAUUUGUCUUAUCUGUGAUUUUGCUGUUUGUGUGGAUAGAAAUCUCAAAUGAAUAUUUCGGCUUUGAUUGGGUCAUUUUUCUAGGAACAGGAAUCUGGGUCUUCGGUUCCAUAAUUUUUCUGAGUAUACUUGGGACCCUGACUGCGUAUACUUCAUUGCUGGUGAUAGUUGGAAUCUUGUUGCUUCGGGAAAGAAUCGAACUGUACUUGCACAAGUGUCAUAAGGUUACUAUUGUACUGGCAAUUCUGCUAUACAUGCUUUUACUGUUUGCUCUGUUUAAAUUCUGGAAAGACAAGUGGCUGACAGUUGGGCUGUCGCUACAGAUCUUUGCUCCCUACAUACACCUGUGCUGCAUUACGGUGAUGACUCUCCUUUCCUGGCCUGUGGCCUUCUGUGUGAUCUAUUUGGAAACAGAAGUUAGAAUAAGAAGAUACAGGACAACGUAUUACGAGGAAGAAAUGCUCAAGAGAUGUAAUAUAUUCACAAGGUUAAGAGCUAUACAGGUAGCUGUUGGACUGCCUUUUCUUCUUAUCCUUGUAUGUCUUUAUUUGAUGCCACUGGGGAUUCAUUCUCCCUGCAUUCAGGAAAAGGAGGAUUUGGGGCCCAAACCAGUCUUCUUUGCACAUAGAGGUGCACCCAUGCAUGGACCAGAGAAUACCAUGAUGGCCUUUGAGAAAGCUGUUGAAUUUGGGGCCUAUGGGCUGGAGACUGAUGUACAGUUCAGUUUUGAUAAUGUGCCUUUCCUCAUGCACGACUAUGAUCUGAGAAGAACAACCAAUAUCAGGGAGGUCAAGCCUGAAGUUGCAAAUGAUCAUCCUGUCUUCUUCAAUUGGACAUUCCUGUCGACUCUGAAUGCAGGCAGAUGGUUUCUAGAUCCAUGGCGCAGACCAUAUUUCAAUAUGCCAUACCAAUCAGAGGCUGAUAAACGCAGAGCAAGAAAUCAGUCGAUUCCAAAACUAGAUGAUUUGUUGGAACUUGCAAAGAAGGAAAAUAAAUUUGUGAUAUUUGAUCUUUAUGGCCCUCCAGCAAAACAUCCUCUCAGACACUCAUUUGUCAAGCAUGUAACAAAGGUGAUCCUUGACUCUAAAAUUGAGCCACAUCUGAUUUAUUGGUUGCCAGCCUAUGAUAGAGGGUACGUCAGAGAAAAUGCUCCUGGUUUUCGAAUGGUGGGCCGUUUAUAUACCAUGGAAGAACUUGGAAAGGAAAAUAUCAGUACAAUAAAUGUUGACUACAAGAAUUUGUUCUACAGGGGGUUUAAGGAUUAUAAAGCAGCUAACAUCAACAUCAACUUAUACCUGGUCAACGAGCCUUGGCUCUUCUCACUGGCCUGGUGCUCCAGGAUUGACUCGGUGACCACAGACAACAUUCCGCUCCUGAGUCAGCUUGAUUCCCCUCACUUCUUCAUGACACCAGGAUACUAUAUGUUCAUAUGGCUUAUCAUGGAUAUUAUUUCUGCAGUUUGCAUUGGUGCACUAUUUUAUUUUCUCUGGCAGAGAAAGAUGAAGACAGAACAAUUGCUUGAAAGAGCUAGAAAUCAAACAGAUAGCAUAGACCUUCCAGAGGAAAGAAUUGAGAUUCAAGAAGCUCCACGCUGAUAUGUAAAGCCUCCUUCCAGAGUUGUGCAAAGCCCUUGGACUCAGCCCUCUACCCAGUUUUAACCAAGGAUGUAAACAGACAUCCAGGCACUUUUCAUUUUUCAUUAGCCCCCAAGAAGAAACUAGUGCUUGCCAAACCCUAUGUUAAUUGGUGCACCCUGUGUUAACUGGUGUAACUCCAUCCAGGAGGCCACCAGCAGUACUGCCCUCCAUAGAGGCACCCAUGACUGAAUCUUCCAGUGAAUCCUUUGUAACACUAUAUUCUACUCCAUACAACAUAUUCUUUUCAAAGAAGAAUUAGCCACAUCUCACUCUCCUUCUCCCUCCUUCUGUCUGUGUCCAAGUAGGGGAUGGUCAAGAAAGGCACACAGAGGGCCACUGAGGCUCUCAGGAGAACCUUUCUCCUGAGAAAGGUUAUGGAAAGGUCCAGCCCUUCCAUAAGUAUGUAUCUCAACAGGAUAGGCAAGGGGAAAUGUGUGAUCUUGGAUCUAGAAUGAGUUGCUCUGUGGGGAUUGCAGUUUGUCUUAUCCUAACACUUCCAUAGUAUCCCCUGAUAAGAGUGACUAGUAACAUCAGCAUGUCAAUAAAGGCAACCUGUUGGGAA